Mesorhabditis belari is the source of this 207-nucleotide messenger RNA. NCBI's taxonomy places the organism in Eukaryota, Metazoa, Nematoda, Chromadorea, Rhabditida, Rhabditidae. The record is from the annotation of a GenBank genome assembly.
AUGGGAAGACAAAGACCAGAUAUGGCUAUGAAAAAAAUGCCCUGCCGUACGAAAAGUGCCGAUAUGCGCCAACUUUUGCCAUUGUCCCCUAGACGAUCAAGUGAAAGCCUCCUCGCUUUGUCAAGUGGUGCUGCAACUCGUCAGCAAAGUGAAAAUCGUCGUGGCCGUGGUGGUUUCAAGAAGUCGACUCCACACAACAAGCAACAA